AUCAGCGAUCAGCGCGGAUUUGUUGUUGUUUUUGUAGAAAAAAUAUUUUAAAUAAAUUCUUUAGAUCACAGCACAGUAAUUAUGGGUACAGCUACACAACUUACCCAGAACAAGAGGAUAACUCUCAAGCGCAAGCGACCCAAUCCGCUGUUUCAAGAGUGGCUGGAAGAGUUGCAUGAAGAAGCAGAAUCUAAAGGCAGCAAGUUGGAGCCAAUGUUAAAGGAAGCCCUGGAGUCUAUAUCCAAGUACCCUUUACCCCUGAAAACUGGUGCUGAAUGUGCAAUCCUCAGGGGUUUUGAAAAGAAACUUUGUCUAUUUCUAGAUAAACGCUUGGAAGUGUAUAAUAGUAAUAAAAGUUUAGAGAACCAGAAGCAGCACACAAAAUCAAAUUCAAAUGAAAAUUUAAAUCUACAAUGCUCUGUAGUUUUAGAGAAAGACUCAAAAUUAUAUUGUAAUGCUCCACAAACAUUAUCAAAGAACAAAGAAAAUUCAGAAGAUAAAAAUGAUGAAGAAUCAAUAGAUAAAUUGCCAGCCCCUUCAAGAUCUAAUAGUAGCUCUCAAGAUCCACCUAGUCAAAAAACGUCUAAGGAGCGAAUUUAUAAACCUGCUUUUAGAUCUGGUGGCUAUGCUAUACUACUGGGAUUGCUGGAAAAUCUGCAGGAGAACCCAAGUGAGCCAGCCCUUGCAAAAGAAAAUCUAAUUGAGAAGGCCCAAAAAUACAGUGAGGAGUCUUUUGUACGGCCUAAGCCAGAGUCAUUCUACACAGCAUGGUCCAAUAUGUCAAGAUUAGUGUCCAAGGGACUGGUGGAAAAGAGUAAAAAGAAAAAAGUUGUUUAUUCAUUAUCAGAACAAGGAGUCCAACUAGCUAAAAUACUUAUAAAUGAGUCAAAAGACAGGCCUACAGAUAAUGAUCUAAUUUUUAACACUGGGUCUAUAGGGGAAACAAAUGACAGUCAAGAAAGUGGUAUCAGUAGGAACACAGAUAGCGGAAUGUCUUCUCAAGUUGGCUCCCAAACGAGUACAGCAGAUCAAGCCUGUAUAGAAAUGCCAGCUGGAUCUUUUGAAGUUAUUUUGUUAAUUGAUAAGAAUGAAACUGGAGGAGUGACAAAGAAGAAUGAUCCCACAGUGGCACAGUUCAACAAAUACCCCGACUUAAAACAUGAAUACAGAAGUCUCAAAGUUGGUGACUUCACUUGGGUGGCUAGACAUAAAGAAAGUAAGGAAGAGCUGGUACUACCAUACGUAAUUGAGAGGAAGCGUAUGGAUGAUCUGGGUGCCAGUAUCAAGGAUGGAAGGUUCCACGAACAAAAGUUCCGACUAAGGAAGUGUGGGUUGAAAAAUGUUAUCUAUAUGGUUGAAAACUAUGGAGGCAACAAACAUGUCGGCUUACCAAUCCAGUCUUUGAUGCAAGCAAUGGCAAAUACAAGGGUCCAAGAUGGAUUUAAAAUUCAUAUGACUAAUUCUUUGAGCAAUUCUGCCAGAUUUCUGGCUAUGAUGACUAAAAGAUUGACUAUUGAAUAUAAGGAUCAGUGUUUGUUUGGAUACAACAGGGAACCAAUCAACAAGGACUUCAUGACAUUCAAGUAUUUCAAUAAAUCUGCAGCCAAGACCAAGCCUCUAACAGUCACUGAAACAUUCAUCAAGUUAUUACUCCAGUUAAAAGGAGUUUCUGUAGAAAAAGCUUUAGCAAUAACUAAUGUAUAUAGCACACCAGCUAAUUUGAUAAAGGCCUAUGAGAAUUGUAAUAGCAAAGAGGGAGAAAUGCUGUUAGCAUAUCUGAAGUAUGGCAACACCAGCCGGAAUGUUGGCCCUAUAGUUAGCAAAGCAAUAUAUCAAUUAUUUAGCAAAAGAGUAUUGUCAUAAGCCUGUUUGGUGGUGACUAAUGAUUGGUCUAACUAAAUAUUUAAAUUUAAGCACCUAUUUAUUACUAUGAUAGUCUUUAGGGAAUGUGUUUUAUAAGCCUAGCCUGCGACUUGGUCUGCGAGUAUUUCAAGAUUUUAAGUCUCGUGAAAGACUCAAAAAUUUUCGGAUUGGUUAAAUAAAACUGUGGUUGGUUAGUCAUGGAGAUAUUUUAGGAAAUUAAAUUACUGUAUCCACUGAUAGGGAAUAAAAAAAUAAUCACCAUCUGAUUCUCUCGCAUAAUUUAAUAAGCAUGAUAUGUUAAUAAGUUUUGCAGAGAAGUGGUGAUUAAUAUCGCAAUAUAAUCGAAGUGGUACUAAAGGCUGAUGAUAUUAGUAGCUCGU
This is a messenger RNA of Ostrinia nubilalis (European corn borer), 2243 nucleotides long. It is a transcript of the gene mus81, whose product is annotated as crossover junction endonuclease MUS81. NCBI's taxonomy places the organism in Eukaryota, Metazoa, Arthropoda, Insecta, Lepidoptera, Crambidae. The transcript has 4 exons. Bases 82 to 1863 code for a protein of 593 amino acids. Gene Ontology annotation, biological process: DNA catabolic process; mitotic intra-S DNA damage checkpoint signaling; resolution of meiotic recombination intermediates. Gene Ontology annotation, cellular component: Holliday junction resolvase complex; nucleus. Gene Ontology annotation, molecular function: crossover junction DNA endonuclease activity; 3'-flap endonuclease activity; DNA binding. The record is from RefSeq and is a predicted model, not a curated record.